AUGCAUUUAUUCAGGGGUACAACCAGUGCCAGAUCACCCCCAACCCAGGUACAACAUUCCCUGAGAUGUAUGCACAGUCAAUGCCACGCUUACUCCCGCCUCCUUCUCCCCCCGUCCCUCCCAGUGCUGGUCCAGGAAUGGAACAAAAGCCCAGCAUCCCCUCCUCCCCUUCUCCCCCUCUCCUCUCCCCUCCCCCCUGGCGUCCAGCCCCUUUGUCCUCCUGUAGCUGAGCCGGAGCGGGAGUCCAGGCAGAGCCGCAAGGACAUUGGAGCCGGGACUGCCAGGGGUGCGGCAGCAGGACAGAGAGGAGUGGUCAGUGCCAGCGCAGCAGCCACAGAGCCCCUGGGUGAGGGCAUGGCCAGGAUGCUGGAGGGCCCGGUGCCGGAGGAGUCGGAGCACAGGUCCCAAGGGCCGUGCGCUGGGUCUUGCCAUGCGCAGCGCCUUCUGCAGACCCUCAAUGCGUACCGACUGAGCGGCACCUUCACCGACGUGGUGCUGCGCGCCGGUGGCCGAGACUUCCCGUGCCACCGCGCGGCACUCAGCGCGGGCAGCGCCUACUUCCGCAGCCUGUUCGCCGCGGGGCAGCCGGAGCGCGGCCUGGCCGUAGUGCCCGUGGCGCCCGUGGCCUCGGAAGCGCCGGGUGCGGAGCCUGGCGUGGCGCUGGAAAGGAGGUUGGAGGUGUCAGAGUCCAGCACGGGACUGGAGGACAAAAAGGCAUGGAAGGGCAGCAAAUUCAUGGACCUAGCUGAAGUGAUCGUGGUCAUCGGCGGUUGUGACCGCAAGGGGCUCCUGAAGCUGCCCUUCACUGAUGCCUACCAUCCAGAGAGCCGGCGCUGGACCCCACUGCCCAGCCUCCCAGGAUACAUGCGCUCAGAGUUCGCCGCCUGUGCUCUGCGCAAUGACAUCUAUGUUUCCGGAGGCCACAUCAACAGCCAUGACGUUUGGAUGUUUAGCUCCCCUCUGCACACCUGGAUCAAGGUGGCCUCGCUGCUCAAGGGCAGGUGGAGGCAUAAGAUGGCAGUCAUGCAGGGGCAGCUGUUCGCGGUGGGCGGCUUUGAUGGCCUUCGGCGCCUGCGCAGCGUAGAACGCUAUGACCCCUUCUCCAACACCUGGGCGGCAGCAACACCUCUCCCAGAGGCUGUGAGCUCAGCUGCAGUGGUGGCCUGUGCCGGCAGGAUCUACGUGAUCGGGGGCGCUGGGCAGGACGGUGUCAGCAUCAACAAGGUGCAGUGCUUUGACCCUGAGGAGGACCGGUGGAGCCUGCGAUCACCAGCGCCCUUCUCACAGUGCUGUCUCGAGGCUGUCUCCCUUGAGGGCACCAUCUAUGUGGUUGGAGGCCUCAUGAGCAAAAUCUUCACUUAUGACCCUGGCACAGAUGUCUGGGGGGAGGCAGCUGUCCUCCCCAGCCCUGUGGAGAGCUGUGGCUUGACUGCGUGUGAUGGGAAGGUCCACAUCCUUGGUGGGCGGGACGAUCUUGGGGAGAGCACCGACAAGGUCUUCACCUUUGAUCCCAGCAGUGGGCAGGUGGAGGCCCAGCCAUCCCUACAGCGCUGUACCAGCUCCCAUGGUUGCAUCACCAUCAUUCAGAGCCUGAGCAGGUGA
Molecule: messenger RNA, 1602 nt
Organism: Puma concolor (puma)
Lineage: Eukaryota; Metazoa; Chordata; Mammalia; Carnivora; Felidae
Source: RefSeq, a predicted model, not a curated record